GUCGUCCUUUUCUUUUUUGAGGCUCUUCCCAGCUGUAUAGAGACUACCAAAAGAGCUUGUCAAAGAUGGAGACGGAGCAGCAGCAGCAUCAGCAGCUUCAGGUCGACCUUGGUAAUCUCAUGGCUUUCAACCCUCAUCACCACUUUCCUUCCCUUCCCUCCUCAAGGGAGAAUUUAGUGAAGGAAUGUCUAAAGCAGGGAACUGAGCUAGUUCAGGCUAUUGCGGAUAAUCUUUUCAACUUACCUGCUACUGAAGAUGUGGACGGUCCCAUUGUCAAGUUGCCUCCACCGACUACUAGACUGCCAAGAGAGAAGCAUAUUCCAAAGCCUAAACCACCAACAAAAUGGGAAUUGUUUGCCAAAGCAAGAGGCAUAAAGAACCGGAAGAAGGACAAGAUCGAGUAUGAUGAGCAGACCGGUACUUGGAAACGCCGUUAUGGAUACGAUCAUGCAAAUGAUGAGGAUAAUGUACCUAUCAUUGAAGCAAAGAUGACUGAUGAGCCAGGGGAGGACCCUUUUGCUAAAAGACGGUCAGAGAAAAAGAAACAUGUCGAAAAGCAAGAGAAAAAUAGGUUGCAGAACCUGAAACAAGCAGCCAAAUUUGGUGCUUUGCCAAGCCAUGUUCAACUAGCUGCCACAGCUUUGCCCAUAACAGGAACCCAGGCUAUGCCCAAGAAAGUUUCUAAAGAUGAACUGGGGAAUGUGGCUGGAAUGGCAGCAACUGCAACAGCCAGUGGAGGAAAAUUUGACAAGAAAUUGGCAGGUGAAAAACCUGCUAAACAUAGCAGAAAGUACCGCAAGUUCCUACCAGUUGUAGAAGGAACAGGAAUAGGUAAACAAGAAAAAGAACAAACUGACAAAGUUCUCAACCAGCUUCUCUCUAAAAAUUCCCAUGAGAUACUCAACGUUAAUAAGGCUGUCAACAUGUACAAUGUUAAGAAAGAGAAGAAGAAAAGAAAUAGAGAAGAGAAGUCUUCAGCAACCUCAAGCAAGCUGAAACCAAAGAAGCAAUUUAAGAAGCCAUUAAAGAAAGGUUCUUCAAAGAAAGGAAAGGCCAAAUGAAAUUAAAUAAUAGUAAUAGCUGUUGUAACUUGCAAGCUUGUAGGGUUUUGGGAUGGGUGCUACAAGUUUAUUUAUUUGGAGGGAGAAUCUUUUAUUUUAUUUUAUUAAUUUUUUUUUUUUUGGGUGUACGAUGAUAUUUUUAUUAGGAAAAAAAAGUAUUUUACGCAA
Ziziphus jujuba (common jujube) is the source of this 1229-nucleotide messenger RNA. Its product is annotated as ribosome biogenesis regulatory protein homolog. The record is from RefSeq and is a predicted model, not a curated record. Gene Ontology annotation, cellular component: preribosome, large subunit precursor; nucleolus; nucleus. The transcript is spliced from 8 exons. Gene Ontology annotation, molecular function: protein binding. Bases 66 to 1061 code for a protein of 331 amino acids. Gene Ontology annotation, biological process: ribosomal large subunit biogenesis; ribosomal large subunit export from nucleus; endonucleolytic cleavage in ITS1 to separate SSU-rRNA from 5.8S rRNA and LSU-rRNA from tricistronic rRNA transcript (SSU-rRNA, 5.8S rRNA, LSU-rRNA). Lineage: Eukaryota; Viridiplantae; Streptophyta; Magnoliopsida; Rosales; Rhamnaceae.